ACUAGGAACGAAAACCGUCCUGUGAUAUAUCAAUAAACACAGCCUUACAGCUUCCUUUUAAGUAGGAGCAAGGCAUCACUGCCAACAACAUUGUCAGCCUUCCCAUCAAGCACACGAUUCCACCUUCACAGCAAUGAAUGACUCCUUCAAUGACAGCCUGGAUGACUAUAAUGACUUUGAUGAUCAAAUCUGUGAAAAGGGCGAAGUGGUCAAAUUUGGAUCUAUUGCCAUCCCCCUCUUCUUUUCCAUAGUGAUCACACUGAGCCUGACGGGAAACAUCCUUGUCCUUGUAAUCCUGGGGUUGUAUGAAAACCUCAAAUCUCUCACCAACAUUUUCAUCCUCAACCUCGCCAUCUCUGAUAUCGUCUUCACCACCGGGCUCCCCUUCUGGGCCAUUUACCACAUCUGGGGAUGGUUGUUUCCAGAGGCCUUCUGCAAAAUUGUGACUUUUGUGUUUUUCACCGGGUUUUACAGCAGCGUCCUCUUCCUCACCAUCAUGACCAUCCACAGGUACGUGGCCGUGGUCCAUCCUCUCUCUGACCUGCGCACACAGAAACGCAGCACUGGGGUUUUUGUGUCCUUCCUGAUGUGGGUAAUCAGCAUUGGAGCAGCGAUGCCCUCCCUGCUCUACAGCUCCCUCAUCACGGUCCACCACAAGGAUCAAGACUCCAUUGGCUGCGAAUACAGUUCUAUACAGUGGAGAACCGUUAGUAUCCUCCAACAGAAUGUCUUCUUCAUGGUUGCUUUCGUGGUGAUGGCUUUCUGCUACAUUAGAAUACUGAGGAGGAUCACUGGAGCGAGGUCUCACACCAAGAACCGGGCAGUGAAGCUAGUGUUCUGCAUCGUGGCUGUGUUCUUCAUGGGUUGGGUGCCUUACAACGUGGUCAUCUUUCUGAAGGUUCUGGAUGACAGAUUAAUUCCACCUUUUGUUGAGUGCGAUGCAAGUAUCAGGCUUGACUAUGCGUUCUAUGUGUGCCGGCUCAUUGCUUUCUCUCACUGCUGCCUGAACCCUGUUUUUUACGCAUUUGUUGGUGUGAAGUUCAGGAGCCACUUGAAGUCAAUGCUGCGUCAACUGUUCAGAGCCCAGUCCAGUCCAAGUCCAGUCGAGGAGCAGCAGGUUAGACUGCAAAACUUUGUCUCACAGGGAUCAAUGUACUAGCUGCUCACUUCAAAUAUAUGUAUAUACUUUUGCAUGUACUGUGGUAAAUAAGUCCAGCUUGCAUUUGGUAUAAUCCAUUAAAUUCCAACAAAGAAAAGAGUUUGUUGCAAGCUACGCUCAGUUUUCAGAUCUGACUUCUGCUGUUCAUUCCUGCAUGUGCUCAUGGUAAAUCUGUGUUAUUAUAUAUCAGUCAUGUCAGACAUAUGACUUGAAUUAUUAUAUUGAUUUAUUUACUAGCAGAAGAUCAUGCAAAAUAAACAGUCACAAUGGAAGCAAAGCAAAUGUUGUCAAAUCUUUAUUGGAUUUUGUCUUAUUUUUGUACUACUGCAUUGAUAUUUUCUGCAGAUUUCAAACAAUGUUUUACUGUAUAGAAGAACUAUUUACCAACACUUUAUCCAAAAAGGUACAGAUGACCUUACAAUCUCUAAUGCAUGCACUUAUUACUGAGAAACUGAAGUAUCUGAUCUGAUAUGAGUUCUGAUAGUUGUUGACCAUAAAGUGAACCUUUAACUAGCAGGAGGUAGUGAGUAUUGAGGAAUGUCUUUUCGGCUCCAGAAAUCCUAUGUUAUGUUGACCUUGGAGUCCACUGUUAACCUAUUGCUGAUUUGUAAUCCUUAGGAAUGCACAGAAGGGGAGUCUUGUCUGAGGAGUUAUCAUUCUUUAGUGGGGAUGUAAACCAGAUGCUGUAAUUCUAUACGUUUUCAGAAGGUAUAAAAACUGACCGUUGGUCUUUGUUCGAGGAGGAUCAUUGGGCGACAUCCUUCCAGACAACUUCUGUCUGUAUGAUACUGUUCUUUCUUUUAAUAAAGUUCUUAUUAAGAAAGUCAGUGUCAACGGGCGUUUCUUCUCCACCUGCACAUCACGGACAUCAGAGAAACAACGACAAAACAAAACACA
Amphiprion ocellaris (clown anemonefish) is the source of this 2056-nucleotide messenger RNA. RefSeq names its product chemokine (C motif) receptor 1a, duplicate 1 (gene xcr1a.1). Bases 134 to 1159 code for a protein of 341 amino acids. The transcript has 2 exons. The record is from RefSeq and is a predicted model, not a curated record. NCBI's taxonomy places the organism in Eukaryota, Metazoa, Chordata, Actinopteri, Pomacentridae. Gene Ontology annotation, cellular component: membrane. Gene Ontology annotation, molecular function: chemokine receptor activity. Gene Ontology annotation, biological process: immune response; G protein-coupled receptor signaling pathway; chemotaxis.